Messenger RNA from Cygnus atratus (black swan), 613 nucleotides. It is a transcript of the gene RPL32, whose product is annotated as ribosomal protein L32. The coding region runs from base 160 to 567 and encodes 135 amino acids. Gene Ontology annotation, molecular function: structural constituent of ribosome. Gene Ontology annotation, cellular component: cytosolic large ribosomal subunit; ribosome. The record is from RefSeq and is a predicted model, not a curated record. Gene Ontology annotation, biological process: translation. Lineage: Eukaryota; Metazoa; Chordata; Aves; Anseriformes; Anatidae. The transcript has 4 exons.
GCUUGGCGCGGCCCCGCGAGGGCCCGGUGCCCGCCCCGCGCGCGCGCGUCGCGGCGUCGCCCUGCCAGGACCGCCCCCGCCCCAUAAGGCCCCGCGGCGGCGCCGCCUCCCUCUCUCGGCGGGCCCGGCCGCGGACGGCGGCAGCGCGCGGACGGCACCAUGCCGGCCCUCAGGCCUCUCGUGAAACCCAAGAUCGUCAAGAAGAGGACCAAGAAGUUCAUCCGCCACCAGUCGGACCGCUAUGUCAAGAUUAAGCGCAACUGGCGGAAACCGAGAGGUAUCGAUAACAGAGUUCGCAGGAGGUUCAAGGGCCAGAUUCUGAUGCCCAACAUUGGUUAUGGGAGCAACAAGAAGACGAAGCACAUGCUGCCCACGGGAUUCAGAAAAUUCCUGGUCCACAACGUCAAGGAGCUGGAAGUGCUCAUGAUGAGCAACAAGUCGUACUGCGCAGAGAUUGCUCACAACGUGUCUUCUAAGAACCGCAAGGUCAUCGUGGAGAGAGCAGCUCAGCUUGCCAUCAAGAUCACUAAUCCAAACGCCAGGCUGCGCAGCGAGGAGAACGAAUGAACGGCCUCCUGCGUCUGGGAUGUAUUUAAUAAAGCGUGAACACAAA